Camponotus floridanus (Florida carpenter ant) is the source of this 3110-nucleotide messenger RNA. RefSeq names its product probable aconitate hydratase, mitochondrial. The transcript is spliced from 9 exons. NCBI's taxonomy places the organism in Eukaryota, Metazoa, Arthropoda, Insecta, Hymenoptera, Formicidae. Bases 150 to 2510 code for a protein of 786 amino acids. Gene Ontology annotation, biological process: tricarboxylic acid cycle. Gene Ontology annotation, molecular function: aconitate hydratase activity; 4 iron, 4 sulfur cluster binding. Gene Ontology annotation, cellular component: cytosol; mitochondrion. The record is from RefSeq and is a predicted model, not a curated record.
UGUUCCCCUCAGUCUUCUUGUAGUGGCCAGUUCGAGAAGAGCUGCCACGAGCUGUCAACGAGGGCGAACCGUCACGCACUUUCCAUCCCGCGCUUGCGCCUUUCGAACACAGGAAUUAACAGACGGUGGAUCGCUAAUUCACCCUCAGCAUGUCGUAUUGCACGCGUGUUCUUCGUGCACAGAAACUGUCCGCUUUAGCGGCGGACGUGCAGCAGCGAUGCUUCAGCGCGAGUCCCUUAAGCUUCGCCGCCACCAAAGUGGCGAUGUCCAAGUUCGACUCGACCAGUUAUCUGCCCUAUGACAAACUGGAAGAAAAUCUCAAAGUAGUUAAAAAGAGAUUGAAUCGGCCGCUGACUCUAUCCGAGAAAGUUCUCUAUUCUCACCUCGAUGAACCUGCCAAGCAAGAGAUUGUCCGUGGUACCAGUUACCUUCGACUGCGGCCGGAUCGCGUGGCUAUGCAAGACGCGACCGCGCAAAUGGCAAUGUUGCAAUUCAUCAGUUCUGGUCUACCAAAGGUGGCAGUGCCCUCCACCAUCCACUGCGACCACUUGAUCGAGGCGCAAAUCGGCGGCGCUGAAGAUCUCGCACGAGCCAAGGACAUCAAUGAGGAAGUCUACAAUUUCUUAAAAACAGCUGGCGCUAAAUACGGCGUGGGCUUUUGGAAUCCCGGCUCCGGAAUCAUUCAUCAAAUCAUCCUCGAGAAUUAUGCCUUCCCGGGUUUACUGAUGAUCGGUACCGAUUCGCACACGCCGAACGGUGGCGGUCUAGGUUGCCUGUGCAUCGGGGUCGGCGGUGCCGAUGCCGUCGACGUUAUGGCGAACAUCCCGUGGGAGCUCAAGUGUCCCAAGGUGAUCGGCGUAAAGCUCACGGGCGAGCUCAAGGGCUGGACCAGUCCCAAGGACAUCAUUCUAAAAGUGGCCGGUAUUCUCACCGUCAAGGGCGGUACCGGUGCCAUCGUGGAAUAUUUCGGGCCAGGCGUCGACAGCAUCAGCUGCACCGGGAUGGCCACCAUUUGCAACAUGGGCGCCGAGAUCGGUGCCACCACCUCGAUCUUCCCGUAUAAUUACAGGAUGCAGGAUUAUCUGAAGGCGACUGGACGCUCGGAAAUCGCCGGAGCCGCCGAUCAACACAAGAGUCUACUGACGGCGGAUUCUAACGCCAAGUACGAUCAGAUCAUCGAACUGGACCUGUCCACGUUGGAACCGCAUGUAAACGGACCCUUUACACCCGACUUGGCUCAUCCGAUCUCUAAACUAGGCGAGGCUGCAAAGAAAAAUGGCUGGCCCAACGAAAUCAAGGUCGGCUUGAUCGGUUCUUGCACCAAUAGCUCCUACGAAGACAUGGGUCGGUGCGCAAACAUCGCCAAGCAGGCUCUGAAGCAUGGUUUGAAGGCAAAAUCCGCAUUCAAUGUUACUCCUGGAUCCGAGCAAAUCCGCGCAACCAUCGAGCGCGAUGGAAUUGCUGAAGUUCUUCGUGAAUUUGGCGGUACAGUGUUAGCUAAUGCUUGCGGGCCUUGCAUCGGUCAGUGGAAUCGCCAGGAUAUCAAAAAGGGCGAUAAGAACACGAUCGUCACAUCGUACAACCGAAACUUUACCGGACGAAACGACGCUAAUCCAGCGACACACGCGUUUGUCACUAGCCCCGAGCUUGUAACUGCUCUGUCCAUUGCUGGUCGACUUGACUUCAACCCUGUUAGCGACAGACUAAAAGGCAAAGAUGGAAAAGAAUUCCUCCUGGACAAUCCAUAUGGUGACGAAUUACCUAACAGCGGUUUCGAUCCUGGUGUGGACACUUACGAUGCACCGCCGGCAGACGGUAGCAAGGUCAAAGUUGACGUAGAUUCUAAGAGCAAAAGAUUACAGUUACUCGACCCUUUUGACAAGUGGAACGGCCAGGAUUUGGAGGAUCUGACGAUUCUGAUUAAGGUCAAAGGCAAGUGUACGACCGAUCACAUCUCCGCGGCAGGUCCGUGGCUUAAAUAUCGUGGACAUCUCGACAAUAUUUCCAACAACAUGUUUAUCGGCGCCGUUAAUUCUGAAAAUAGCGAGAUGAACAAGAUUAGGAAUCAAGUGACAAACGAAUGGGGUGCCGUGCCAGACGUUGCACGCGAUUACAAGAAGAAGGGUAUAAAAUGGGUUGCUGUAGGCGACGAGAAUUACGGCGAGGGUUCUUCGAGGGAGCAUGCAGCUUUAGAACCGCGUCACCUUGGCGGUCGUGCCAUCAUAGUCAAGAGCUUCGCUCGUAUCCAUGAGACGAAUCUGAAGAAACAGGGUCUCCUGCCUUUGACUUUCUCCGACCCCGCCGAUUAUGAUAAGAUCCAGCCUAAUGACAAGAUCAGUCUUCUUGGAUUGAAGGAUCUGGCACCUGGCAAGCCAGUGAAAGCGCAAAUCAAGCACAAGGAUGGCAAGGUGGAUAACAUCACUUUGAACCACACGAUGAACGAGCAACAGAUCGAUUGGUUCAAAGCCGGCUCCGCCUUGAAUCGUAUGAAGGAAAUUUCGAGCCGAUAAAUCAAGUAUUCACUCACGGAGAUUAGCCGAUUAUUAAAACGUAUAACGCGUUUGUGUGAAAACGAAGAUAACGUGCCACCGCGUCGUAGAAUGAGGCAAAGUCGCUCGAGGUGCAUAACAUUGUAAAAAUCAUUUUGUUCCCUGGAAGCGAGUUAUAUAUAUGCCAUAGUGCCUAGUAGCAUUAUAGUUCAUCGUAACGCGAAUGUUUAAACGUAUAUCGUGAAAACAUUUUAAGGAUCUUAAUCUUUCAAAUGUUUUUUAGAUAUAUUUUUAGAUGCGUGAUAUUAUUAGGGAAAUCGCUUUUUCUUUAUCAUUGAUUUCUCUUUCCUCCUCGCUUCUACCUUGCUCUUGACAAUACUUACAUAGAAAAGAAUUUGAGAAACUCUAGAGAUAUCCUUGUUCUGCGGUUCGCCAAACUUAGAUCUUAUUGAUGGAUACGUUCGUUUCUGAAUCGCGUACAACUCGUGACGUUAUUACAUGUAUAUACUCAUCAGUACCAAGAAAACGCUUGGUAAUCGUCAUUUUCUAGUUGUUGAUUGAUAGGAGAAAAAAUGUAUUGGUCUCGCCGUCGACGAGCACAAAUAAAUUACUAGCCAAUAA